CUCUCUCUCUCUCUGUGAAUUUCUUUCUCUCCUUUUCUCCAAGAACCAGAAAAACAACUGAAAGUUCUGAAUGUUAAAAUUUUUAUGUAUUGGGCCACCGGCGCCGGAAAAUGUCGUUCUCGGAUUCGGAAACCUCCUCCCACGAGUACAAAACUUUCCGCCAAAUCAGCCGCGAUCGGUUAUUGUACGAAAUGCUCCAAGAUUCCAAAUCAGCAGAUUCAAAAUCAUCGUGGAAGGUACUUAUCAUGGACAAAGUUACUGUAAAAGUGAUGUCCCACUCAUGCAAAAUGGCAGAUAUCACCGACCAAGGAAUUUCAUUGGUGGAAGACCUUUUUAGAAGAAGAGAGCCUUUGCCUUCAAUGGAUGCCGUAUAUUUCAUUCAACCAUCCAAAGAAAACAUUGUCAUGUUGUUGUCUGACAUGUCAGGAAGAGAACCUUUGUAUAAGAAAGCAUAUAUAUACUUCAGUUCGCAUGUACCAAAAGACCUUCUAACUCGCAUCAAGAAUGAUGCUAGUGUUGUACCACGUAUUGGUGCAUUAAGAGAGAUGAAUUUGGAGUACUUCUCUAUAGACAGUCAGGCCUUCAUCACUGAUCAUGAAAGAGCACUUGAAGAACUUUUCGGUGAUAAUGCUGCAGAUUCUCGCAAAUUUGAUGCCUGUUUAAAUGUAAUGGCCUCGAGAAUUGCUACGGUUUUUGCUUCAUUGAAGGAAUUUCCCUAUGUGCGGUAUAAAGCUGCCAAAGGACUUGAUAGUGCCUCAGAUAACAACUCUCGUGCCUUGGUUCCGGCAAAGCUAGCUGCAGCAAUUUGGAACCACAUUACAACUUAUAAAUCUUCCAUUCCCAACUUCCCACAAACAGAAACAUGUGAAUUCCUUAUAGUAGACAGAUCAGUUGAUCAGAUUGCUCCCGUCAUUCAUGAAUGGACGUAUGACGCAAUGUGUCAUGAUCUGCUUGAGCUCGAAGGGAAUAAAUAUAUACAUGAGGUUCCUAGCAAAACAGGUGGUGACCCUGAAAAAAAGGAAGUCCUUCUGGAAGAUCAUGAUCCUGUCUGGCUUGAGCUCCGGCAUGCUCACAUAGCAGAGGCUAGUGAACGGUUGCACGAGAAGAUGACAAAUUUUACUUCCAAGAAUAAAGCAGCACAAUUACAACAGAGAGAUGCUAAUGAGUUAUCCACAAGAGACCUGCAGAAAAUGGUUCAAGCUUUGCCACAAUAUAAUGAACAGAUGGAGAAACUCUCUAUCCAUGUUCAGAUUGCUGGGAAACUUAAUAAAAUUAUCAGAGAUGUGGGUCUUCGACAACUUGGACAACUGGAGCAGGACCUUGUAUUUGGUGAUGCAGGAACAAAGGAAGUCAUCCAUUUUCUGAGAUCCAAUCAAAAUGCGCCGUGCGAGAAUAAAUUGCGGCUUUUGAUGAUUUAUGGUUGUGUCUAUCCAGAAAAGUUUGAGGGUGACAAAGCAGUAAAACUUAUGCAGUUGGCAAAAUUAUCACGUGCAGACAUGAAAACAGUGAAAAAUAUGAAAUUGCUUGAGGCAUCAUCAGACUCUAGAAAGAGUUCAAAUGGGGGAUUCUCACUCAAGUUUGAUUCAGCGAAGACGAAGCAUGCAGAAAGACAGGAUCGAACUGGAGAGGAAGAGACGUGGGCACUAUUUCGGUUUUAUCCCAAGAUUGAGGAGUUAAUUGAGAAGUUGAAUAAAAGAGAAUUGCCCAAAGAUGAGUACCAAUGCAUGAACACUAGUCCAACUCCUUCCAAUCGUGCCACUACCCACGGGAGUUCUGGAGCGCCACAGCCUCCAUCAGGUAAAACAGGUCAGCCACAUUCUAUGAGAUCAAGACGAACUGCAACAUGGGCACGAACGCGCAACUCUGAUGAUGGAACUUCAAGUGACUCAGUCUUGAAAUGCAUAUCUACUGACUUUAGGAAGAUGGGACAGCGCAUUUUUAUAUUCAUAAUAGGUGGGGCAACCAGAUCUGAGCUUAGGGUUUGCCAUAAACUUACAGCAAAGUUAAGAAGGGAAGUGGUCCUUGGCACAACUAGUAUUGAUGAUCCACCUCAAUAUAUUACGAAACUGAAGCUCUUGUCAGAAAAGGAGCUCUCAAUGGAAGACAUUAAUGUUUGAACAGUCCAAGUUUUGUACAGAUACAGUUUGGCCAAACAGCCAUGCAAUUGGUGCAUGAAGGAGCCAAACGUUGGAACAACCCUGAAUCGUCCUGCUCAAUUAUACUACAUGCAGAUGGGAGUAAACUCGGAUGACGCCUUAAAAUAUGAAGCUUUGAUUAUCUCCAUUAAUUUUGUUUGUACUCAGCCUUGAUCAUUUAUCUUUUAUUAGUAGUGAUUUUUGAAGCUUUAGUGUUUGAAGUAUAUUGUCUGUUACUUUAGAAAGUACAUUGCAAGCAAUGAGAAAAGUAUAGUUGCUGCUUCCAGUUGGGCACAUCAUUUUUA
Molecule: messenger RNA, 2440 nt
Organism: Sesamum indicum (sesame)
Lineage: Eukaryota; Viridiplantae; Streptophyta; Magnoliopsida; Lamiales; Pedaliaceae
Product: protein transport Sec1a
Biological process (GO): vesicle-mediated transport
Source: RefSeq, a predicted model, not a curated record